GAGAGGGGAGAGAAAUCAAAUUUCCAACGAACAAAGUGACAUCCAUGUUUUCAAACUCAGUUUGUGUUGUUUCGAAUAAAAAAAGGUGAAUUUUGCUGAAAAUUACUUAAUUAAUCACAGUAAACUCCGUAAAAAUGACCGAUCCAGUCCUGCUGCGACACCUCAAAGGCCACAAAAGCAAAGUAACGGGCAUUUCGUUUAAUCAGGAAGGGAACCGUUUUGCGACGAGCUCCUCCGACAACACGGCCAUCGUUUGGAACAUUAACGAGCAGGUGCGAUGCAUGCGGUUCGAGGCACACACCGAUGUGGUCAACGACAUCUGUUGGUCUCCGGCCAACGGUCAGAUAGUGGCCACGGCGUCCAAAGACCGCACCGUUAAGAUCUGGACGCCGGCGCUGAUGGGCAACUGCGACGAGUUCCGGGCGCACACGUCCAACGUGCGCUCGGUGGACUUUGAUUCGCGCGGACGGAAGUUGAUUACGGCCUCGGACGAUAAGUCGAUCAAGCUGUGGCGGGUUUCGAGGAAGCACUUUAUUUCGUCCUUCACCGGUCACACGAACUGGGUUCGGUGCGCGCGGUUCUCGCCGGAUGAUAAGCUGAUUGCGUCGUGCGGAGAUGACCGCACGCUGAAGCUGUUCGAUCCCAACUCGGGCCAGUGCGUGCACAGCUUCGUGGACCAGAAGGGUGCCGGCAAUAAGGUGGCCUGGCAUCCGGAUGGUUCGUUGGUGGCGAUUGCGUUGGACAAUGCACGGGUUAAGAUCUUCGACAUUCGGAUUAGGAAGCUCAUCCAGUACUAUCGGAUAUUCGAGGGUGCCGUGAACUCGCUGGACUUUCACACGUCGGGCCAUUACAUGAUCACAGGAAGUGACGAUGCGGCGGUGAAGGUUAUCGAUCUGCUCGAGGGACGACACAUUUACACGCUGACCGGUCACACCGGACCGGUGACGGCGGUCAAGUUUAGCAAGGAUGGGCAGUUGUUUGCGACGGCGAGCGAGGAUCGGCAUAUCAUGCUGUGGAAGGUCAACUUUGCCAGCGAAACGUCGGACAACUCGCUCUACUCGUCCGAGUGCAGCGACCUGCAGCCCCAGGAUGCUCCCAAACAACUAGCUCCUCCGUUCAGCAAGAAGCUCACGUACGACGAGAGCCGCGGCACCGACGACGACGACGAGGGCUCCCGCUUCAACGAAAACAAGGAGAACCACCCGGACACGAGCAUCCUGGUGGACGCCCGCAAGACGGACAACUUUCACCUGACGGACGCGAUCGAGGAAAUUGUAAUAAGACUAUGCAAGAGUCCGCGGGUGCGCUGCCGGUCCGAGUCGUGUCUGAGCCCGGCGUCCCCCGGAACGGUUGACGAAGCGGACGUGGCGAGUCCGGUGGAGGCGAUUGAGAAGCGGUUUUUGCGUAAAUUUAGGGCGCUUGAAACGGUCGUGGCCGGGCUCGAACGCAGGAUCGCGAUGCUUGAAGAUGUUGUGCUGAAUCGAAGUUGAGGGAAGUUUCGUUCAUGAUUAUUCGUUCAUUUGCGCGUGUACAUAAUUUCAAAACAAGUUUAUAUUUCUACUCGCACAUCAUUUUUUCUUUUCGCCCAUUUUCAAACACAAGUCACAGCUUUUCACUUCUGUCGACGCUACCCAUUCUAUAAUAUAUAUUAAAUUUUAAUUAGUUUAUUACAUACACAGAAUAAAGAACCAUAUUUUAACGAAAAUAGAAA
This is a messenger RNA of Culex pipiens pallens (northern house mosquito), 1711 nucleotides long. Its product is annotated as POC1 centriolar protein homolog. The transcript is spliced from 4 exons. Gene Ontology annotation, cellular component: centriole; ciliary basal body. Gene Ontology annotation, biological process: cilium assembly. The coding region runs from base 135 to 1490 and encodes 451 amino acids. NCBI's taxonomy places the organism in Eukaryota, Metazoa, Arthropoda, Insecta, Diptera, Culicidae. The record is from RefSeq and is a predicted model, not a curated record. Gene Ontology annotation, molecular function: protein binding.